Pelmatolapia mariae (spotted tilapia) is the source of this 8415-nucleotide messenger RNA. It is a transcript of the gene cntn2, whose product is annotated as contactin 2. Gene Ontology annotation, biological process: brain development; axon guidance; cell-cell adhesion. The record is from RefSeq and is a predicted model, not a curated record. The transcript has 23 exons. Gene Ontology annotation, cellular component: plasma membrane; axon. Gene Ontology annotation, molecular function: cell-cell adhesion mediator activity. NCBI's taxonomy places the organism in Eukaryota, Metazoa, Chordata, Actinopteri, Cichliformes, Cichlidae. Bases 265 to 3384 code for a protein of 1039 amino acids.
GUGACCAGAAGGUGAUCGAAAGAAAGGCAAGACAUCGCGAGGAGGAAGAAAUUAGAGCAGGAGUAAGACUGGGAGGGCUGGAGGCUGGCCCAUCAUCGCAGUACUAACAUUUGAUAACGUAGAAGAGGAGAGCAGACGGACGGGAGACAGGGAGGACUGAGGACACAGAGCAGCAUCACUUCGCCUCCUGCGCACGAUCCGCGGCUGCGUCUCAGUGCCAAAGAGAAAGUGUCCGCAUCUCGGCGAGAUCUGUUUACGGUCCAAAUGUGGCUCUUGGUCUGUCUCCUGACCCUCAGCUCAGUGGCCCUGAUGACUGCUGUUGGUGGAGAUGUGUGUGUGGCAGGUCAUGACAGCGGGCCAGUGUUUGAAGAACAGCCGAGCAGUUUAAUUUACCCUGAAGGCCUGACUGAAGGCAAAGUGACCCUGAGCUGUCAGGCCAGAGCAAAUCCAGCUGCUGCUUAUAGGUGGCUUGUGAAUGGGACUGCGGUUCCACUGAAUUUGGACCGAUACACCCUGGUGGCUGGUACCCUGGUGAUCAGCGGCCCCGACCCCAUCCGGGAUACAGGCUCUUACCAGUGUCUAGCUAUCAACCGUUGUGGCACCAUCAUUAGCAGAGCAGCCAACCUCAAGUUUGGUUACCUCCAUGACUUCCCUCCAGAUGGCAGAAGUCCUCAAACAAUAAAUGAAGGUCAAGGAACGUUCUUGGCCUGCCAACCUCCUCCACAUUACCCAGCGCUGUCUUACCGCUGGUUUCUCAACGAUUUUCCUAACUUCAUCAGGAAGGAUGAUGGGCGCUGGUUUGUGUCACAGGUCACUGGGAAUCUUUACCUGGCUAAAGCUGAACCUAAUGACACAGCAAACUACUUCUGCUUCACAACGAUCAACAUGGAAGUUAGCACAAAGAGCACGUUCAGCAAGGCCAACCAGCUCACGGUAGUCCCUGAUGCCAAUCCCAGGAAGUCAGCUCCAACCAUUAAAGUGCGCUUCCUAGCAGAUACCUAUGCCCUGGCUGGACACACCGCCCAGUUAGAGUGCUUUGCUUAUGGAAAUCCAGCUCCAAAAGUGCGGUGGAGGAAGGUGGAUGGUUUAAUGCCAUCCAAGGCAGGCCCCACUGUGGAGGGUCCCACCCUGACCCUUCCUGAACUCUCCUUUGACGAUGAGGGCAUUUAUGAGUGUGAAGCCUACAACUCAGAAGGAAGGGACACGUACCAGGGACGCAUUAAUGUCCAAGCUCAACCAGAGUGGUUGCAGGUGAUGACUGACUCAGAGGUGGAGAUUAGCUCAGAUCUUCAGUGGAGUUGUGUGGCUGCUGGAAAACCUCGACCCUCUGUACGCUGGCUACGCAAUGGACAGCCACUUAGUACACAGGAUCGUGUGGAGGUGAAUGGAGUUCAUCUUAGAAUCAUCAACCUGGCUCUGGAGGAUUCUGGCAUGUACCAAUGUGUGGCUGAAAACAAGCAUGGCACCAUCUACUCGACUGCUGAGCUCAGGGUCCAAGUUCAGGCUCCAGAUUUCCGGUUGAAUCCAGUAAGGAAGCUUAUUCCAGCAGCUAGAGGGGGACAGGUGAUGAUUGAUUGUCGCCCUCGAGCUGCCCCGAAGCCCAGUCUGUUCUGGAGUCGUGGAACAGAGUUGCUCACCAACAGCAGCAGAAUCACAGUAACUCCAGAUGGCAUCUUGUGGAUUUAUAACAUCAGCAGAGCAGAUGAAGGAAAGUACACCUGCUUUGCUGAAAACUACCUGGGCAAAGCCAACAGCACUGGACACCUGUCUGUGAGAGAUGCCACCAAGAUCACGCUGGCCCCUUCUAAUGCCGACAUAAAUCAGGGCGAGAAUGUGACGCUCCAGUGCCAUGCCUCCCAUGAUGCAGCUAUGGAUCUUACCUUCACAUGGUCUCUAAAUGGUGUCCUUUUGGACCUGGAGAACUCUGCUGGGCCUUACCAUCGGGUGGAGGGGAAGGAAAACACUGGUGACCUGCUGAUUGUGAGGGCUCAGCUGAGCCAGGCGGGGACAUACGUGUGCACAGCUCAGACUGUGGUGGACAGCGCCUCAGCCUCAGCUAAGCUGGUGGUUCGAGGACCCCCGGGACCUCCUGGAGGUUUGUUGGUGAAGAAUGUGGCUGAGACAUCAGUGGAACUCAGGUGGAGCCGUGGUUACGAUAACCACAGUCCUAUCGGCAAAUAUGUCAUCAUGGGCCGCUCUCCUCUGUCGUCUGAGUGGAGGAAGAUGAGGACAGAUCCAGUGAACAUUGAAGGAAAUGCAGAGUCAGCUCGUGUGACAGGACUGAUUCCCUGGACGGAUUAUGAAUUCCAGGUUAUCGCCAGCAACAUCUUGGGCAGUGGAGAGCCUAGCAUGCCUUCCCACAUCAUUCGGACACUGCAAGCAGCUCCCACUGUGGCCCCAAGUGGACUGGGAGGUGGAGGAGGAGACCGUGAUGAGCUCAUUGUUACAUGGACGCCCAUGGCCAGAGAAUACCAGAACGGUGACGGCUUCGGGUACAUCUUGGCAUUCAGAAAGAAGGACACAUCAUCAUGGACAGAGGUGCGAGUUCCCCGUGUAGAGUCCUCUCGAUAUGUUUACUACAACAGCAGUCUGGCAGCGUACACUCCUUUUGAAGUGAAGAUCAAAGCUUAUAACCGCAAAGGAGAAGGCCCGUUUAGCCAGGUUGCUGUGGUUCACUCUGCAGAGGAAGAGCCAACUGUGGGGCCUUCCAGCAUCAAUGCCACGGCACUGUCCGCCUUUGAGAUCCAGGUUUCCUGGGAGCCUGUGCAGCAGCUCAGCGCCAAUGGCAUCCUGAGAGGAUACGAGAUCCGGUACUGGCGGCAGCACGAAAGAGAAGCAGCAGCGGACCGAGUGAGGACAGCAGGCCUGGAGCCGACAGCCAGGGUGUCCGCACUUCGACCCAGCACUCGAUACCACGUCGCUGUUCUGGCGUACAACAGCGCCGGCACAGGACCGCCCUCGCCACGCACCACCGUCACCACCAGGAAACCACCUCCCAAUCGUCCUCCAGGCGGCGUGUCAUGGAAGGCUCACGGCUCGCGGGUCACGGUGAGAUGGGACCAAGUGACAGCCAUGCACAACGAGUCAGCCAUACUGGGCUACAAAGUUCUGUACAAGCACGAGGACCAGGCAGCUUUGAAGUUUCUGGACAAGACGAAGACAUCAGUGAGCCUGCCGCUGCCCAAAGACAACGGUUACAUUGUGUUGGAGAUCUGGUCAUGGGGCGAGGGCGGGGACGGGCCAGCACACGAGAUUAUCGUGUCCCGGGAAUCAGGGACUGGUAUGAUGGUGCAGAAGGAUGCCUCCUCCACACUGUCCUGUCCCCAUGCCCACCUCCUCUCAGGCUGGGCUCUGCUCAUUUUUGCGGUGGUGUCAGGCCUGUGAUCUCGGCCAGUCGGAACUUUUUCUUAUGGGUGGCUUGAAACUAAUGCUCUCCUUUAUGGAUCACUGGGUGUGGGUCCAGGGAUGGGAAACAUGGGGAUUCACUUUUAAUAAUGACAAGGAUCUUUUUAAAAUGUCUGAAGGAGAUAUUAUGUUUGUGCACUGCUCUCAGUAUAAACCAUGCCUUAUUGGGACAUCUGUGGCUGACAGGCCACAUUAAUGUGUCCUUGAAACUGUAGUUGGCAGGACUUCAGGUGUAAAUGUAAUAAUAGAGUCAACGUGGUGGAGGUCUGCGUGUUCACACUGAGGGCUUACUGAGUCUUUUGGGUUACAGGUGAUGUUAGAGCUGUAACUGCAUUCACAGCAUGCAUUUUUCACUUUGCAUUUACAAACUGAAUGUGUGAUGAAACACCAGAGAGGCUAAAGUCAAACGUUCUGCUAAAACUGCCAGGUGCCAAUUAGAGACAGACUCCAACUCUUUCAUCUGCGUCUCAUGUUUGAAAUCACAAAGUGCUUCUCUUGUUGCUCACAGUGUGAACACAGAAUAAAACCGAGGCUCUAAAGAACUGCUAACUGUUGUUUCCAGCUUUUGCUACUGUCUCUGUGCUUGUUUCACGUGUCUAGAUGAUUAUUAUACUGUUUGAUGUCUUAUUUCAUUUCAGGGAAAUUUGAUUGUAUUUAAUUCUUUGUUGAUGUUUUUUUGUUUUGUUUUUUGCUUCUUUGAAUCAUUUUGACAGGAAUGUAAAAAUACUUGUGUUUAGUGCAGCAGGGAUAGAUGACUGAGAGAGAGGAAAGUCCGAUCACCAAAGUUAUCAACAGUGUUGUAAACUGUCCUCAUUGUAACCCCGCUAUCAACUCUUAUGUAACAAUUCUGCUUCACCACAUUUUACAGGAAACAUGUGGCCGCUGUCAUUCUUGCAGUAUAUUUGUAUCUACAGCUCGAGAGUUAAGAUCAAACAUCAAGUGCUAAAAAACUGCGUCUUUGUCAAUGUUUUUUUAUUAUUUUGUUGUUGAUAUACUCAGAACUUUUGAUUUGGUUUGAAUGGUAGAUGAUGCUCUGGUCUAAGAUUUUGGAAUGACAGGAAUCCAUUGUUUUGGUUUUCUACCCGCAAAACACUGCAGUGCUUCAAACUGAGUUUUUACUGGACGAGGUUCUCUUGUUAUUUUACAUCUGUACCAAACGUUAUUGCUAAUGCAUGCAGCGCUUAAUAUGCUGUUCAUUGUUAAUACAGUUUGUUCCUAAGUCAGUAAGUGAGAAGUCACGCUGGUGGAUGUUUUAAUGUCUUUUAUAUUCCUGUGUUACAUCAGUCACACUGUCUAAUGUUGAAUUGUCGCCAUCACUUUUCCCUAAUCCCAACCAUAUAUUGUAGUAUUGUAGGGUUAGGAUAAGUGUUCUAACAUAAUUUUCUUGUAAUAUCCCCAAAUAAUCUGCUCAGAAUAAUCAUGGAAAUGGUUCUGUUGUCCUUACAUAGGAUAAUAAUCAGUACAUGACUGAUAGCUGUGCAUGACAGACACUGAAGAUAUACAAUAUAAAAGGCUUAACAAGAGAAACUGAUGCUAAUGAGAGGAGGCUGGGGAAGCUUCAGACAGGAAGAGAAUGUUAGUGCCAUCAGACACCAGCAAAGAGAAAAGCAAGCUAGUGACGAAGCUUGGUGGUCGUCAAAAGGUUAGAAAGGAGGAUUAAUUAACUAUGGAAUAAAAACGGAUAAAAAAUAAAAGACUCAAUAUGGUGGACUGAAUAAACUUCCAUACGAAAUACUCAUGCAGAUAUGUGCAAGCCAUGCUGAAUGUACCGCCUUGCUAAAGCAGUGUUGGGGUUAUGGAUGAGCCUCGCCAUCCAGGCCCAGCCAAUAAGUCACUGAGCCCCCUCAGCUGAAAUCUGAAAAUACACUUCUACUACAAGUUACACAGAUUAAUAUAAUUUGGAAAUGAAAACCUAAACACCCUAAUGCUGAUAAGCUAUUGCAGCACAACUACAGAUCAAUAUUUGAUGGAGCAGCUUUGGAGCAGUCAUGAUACCCAGCAUGACUGAGGAGGACGCUGAGCAGGAGGGCUGCAGGUCAGACUUUUGGGAAAUAACGUCUCUUUGAACCUGAAGGUUAUUAGUGCAGAUAGUUUGAACCCUGACUGAAAAAGCAAAACAAAUGGGAAAGUGCUGGGCAUAUACUGACUGCUCCCAGUUAACUGUCCACUUCUGCAUCCAGGGAGAAACGUUUGUCCUGGUGCUUUGCCUGUACAACCUAAGAAGAUAUUAUCACUGCACUUUUAGAUUUAGGCUAGAUUUCCUCAAGAGUGAACUAUGAGCGAAUGGUUGCAAAUAUACAUGCUGUUUUUGUUUUGGGGGUUUUUUGGUGAAUAAAAUGACUUGAGAUGACCCCCCCCCCAACAUAUGGUCUACUGCCCAAGGUGAGAAAUAUCUCCUCACCUUCUGCAUGCAGUGUUGAGAUGCAGUUGAUGGAAGAUAAACUUGAAUGUUAGUAUUUAUGCUGUGAGCGCUUCUUGGCUUGCUUAAGGAAGCUGUGGAAGCAGUGGAUCGCCAUCUCUGUGUCAAUCGAAGAAGAUUGCAAAGCAUUUAAGGCUAUAAAUAUAUUUUUUUAACCUAUCAGAAGAAGGUCACUUAAGCUUUUUUCCCCCCCAUUCAGCCAAAGGGGAGAACAAGAGGUGCAGACAUGUACGAAAGGCUCUGAAAAGACUUUUCUUUUGCAUCAGUCAGUGAAAACAGAGGCCAGCUCAAAGAGACAGCGCUCCCAAGGUGGGAAGCUGACUGAAAGAUUAAAUCCAAUCCAAGAUUGCCCAAACAAUUAAUCCACUGCUUCCCUCCAGAUUAACUGAAGAAAUAGAAAAUCACUCACCCCAGAAGAAUAACCUCCAAACUAUACAAAGUAAUUUCCAACACUGAUGUAUCUACCGUGCUACCAAUACUCAAAUGGGAAAAUGACCUGGAGUACUCCCAAUAACAUUUUCUCCAUGACCAAAAAUGCAAACGUACACAGUAUAAAACAAUUCACAGCACACGCCUUACACAAAGGAUAAUGUUUAAAAUGGGUUUAGGGAGCACAGACACUUGUUCACGGUGCACUUCAGGGAGCUCGGACGAUUACUUCACCAAUGUGGCGUGUAUAUAAUCAUCAGUAGUCACUAGUGAUCACUCAAUUUUCCCUUUUUAAUAUAAAUAACAUGUUUAAUGUCUGCAGGAUGAAAAUUAGAUUUUUUUUUAUUAGAAAUUUUAAUUCUACCGAACAAUCAGGCUGGGUGUGAUGCCCCAAAAUAUAUUAUUAGCAGUGCUGUCAAUAGAUUAAAAAACAACAACUAAUUAAUCUCACAAUUUUCUGUAAUUAAUCUCAAUUAAUCACAAUUACUUGAUCAAUAGCCUGGUUGCAAUUACAUUUUUUUCAACUUUAUAUUUAAGCUUAUUACUGAGAUGUAUGCAACAUAAUGAAGUAAAUGCAGAAUAAACACAAAGAAUGUUAAAUGCUUAAAUUCAAAGAGAAUUUGGAUAGUUUUCUUCAGUCUUUUAGCACAGGUUCUCUCCUGUGAAAUACAACUUUUUAAAAACCUAUAUACUAAUAGGUAAGUAUACAUAUAUAUUAAUAUUGGUGCUGUCAAACAAUUAAAUUAAAUUAUUGAACUGAAUGGAGUUAAGUUGGUCAAAAAGCUGGUCCAUUGGCACAGACCUAGUUGUGGCAUGAAGCUUGAUACAGCUGAAAUCAAGAGAUGUAAACUUCUGUCAGAUGUUUAACUCAAGCCGUAAAUAAUACUGGUGCUACUAAUUAAUUUUUCACUGGUGUUUAUUGGCCCAAAAUAACUGGACCAACAUGUGAGCACGGAUAAUGAUAACACCUAGCUACAGCUAUCUACGCACAGACAGAAAAAGAUUUUUUUCAAAUGUUUGUGUCUUUGUUAGCCACACUCGACAUAAGUGAGGUGAUGAAGCAAAUACGAAAAAAUGAAUCGUCACAGAGUCAUUAGGUUUAAGUAUAAAACAAAAACGUCACUAAAUGUUUUGGUUGUCCACACGAAUCAUAUACUGAAACACACCAAGAUCAAGUUUCAGAACCAAACAGUGUAAAAGAAAUGUUUCCUGUCCUACGUUACUGACCAUCUGCGAAGCCUUCGCUUUGGAAAAGAGGCUGAGAGCGACAUGGGUGUGACACACAGACUGUUAAGCUAUACCUCUUUAAAUAUGAGGAACAUCGCCCUCUAGUGGCUGUAGUAAUUUUUGAUGAGACCAAAGAAAUAGAUGUAAAGUAUUGCAAGAAGUUUAAGGUGGAUGGAUGGGUCAGCAAAACACUGAAUUUUGGACCUAAGUCUCCAAUGUUAGGUCCAGUAAGAGCAAUAUCUUUUUUGUCCUGGUUGUGGAACACUGGACCAGGUCCUUAUCCUCUUGAGAGUGUGUGAGAGUGCAUGGGACCAACCUUUGACCAACCUGUCUACUUGUGUUCUGUAUACUUUGAUUUGGUUUUUUCAGUUCAGUUUUAUUUAUAUAGCGUCAAAUCACAACAACAGUCGCCUCAAGGCGCUUUAUAUUGUAAGGUAGACCCUACAAUAUAGUGUCUGUCUCCUGAAUCCAAACUGGAAGCUGGUUCCACAGAAGAGGGGCCUGAAAACUGAAGGCUCUGCCUCCCAUUCUACUUUUAAAUACUCUAGGAACAACAAGUAAGCCUGCAGUGUGAGAGCGAAGUGCUCUAAUAGGGUGAUAUGGUACUACAAGGUCAUUAAGAUAAGAUGGGGCCUGAUUAUUUAAGACCUUGUAUGUGAGGAGCAGGAUUUUGAAUUCUGGAUUUAACAGGAAGCCAAUGAAGGGAAGCCAAUAGAGGAGAAAUCUGCUCUCUCUUUCUAGUCCCUGUCAGGACUCUUGCUGCAGCAUUUUGGAUUAACUGAAAAGACAACUUGAUUAUAAUGAAUUACAAUAGUCCAGCUUAAAUAUUAAGAAAUGCAACCAGUGCAAAUCCAGUCAAUUUUUUAGUAUCACUCUGGGUUUGUUUUUUUGUUUUUUUUAUUUUACAGUUAUAUUUCACACAUGCAAGAAAGCAG